AUGAAGUUCGCCGCCAUCCUCUCUUCUGCCGCUGUCGCCGCCGCCGCUGCCAUUGACAAGAGCAGCACCGUUGAGUUCCGCGUCGGCAAGUUCGCCGCCGGCUGCAUCGGCCACAGCACACAGUGCGUCGUCGGCUUCACCGUCUACCAGCCCGGCGAGACCAUCGGCGUCCAGUGCACGACCCGUGUCUCCGCCAUCCCCGGCGCCGGCGGCCCCAACGUUAUCCCCGACAUCAGGGGCGCCGGGUGCUCAAACUCCUCCCGCACCUUCGACUUCGUCCGCGACGACGGUGCCGCUACCCUCACCGUCUCUCAGCAGGUCAGCCGCCUCAGCUUCCGCAACGGCUCCCACGUCCUCCCUAGCACCGACUUCUUCAUCACCAACGAGCCCAACGCCUGGGUCGAGAACUACACCGGCCCCGACUCUUUUGACCUCAAGUAUUGGAACCAAAGAGAAUUGAAGACUUUCAAGCUUCAAUAG
Molecule: messenger RNA, 480 nt
Organism: Colletotrichum navitas
Lineage: Eukaryota; Fungi; Ascomycota; Sordariomycetes; Glomerellales; Glomerellaceae
Product: hypersensitive response-inducing protein
Exons: 3
Coding region: 1-480 (159 amino acids)
Source: RefSeq, a predicted model, not a curated record